CUCAUUUUGCAUUCAAGGACCUGACGCGCACACGCGGCAAACGACAUGCAACAUAGUCAUUGCCAAAAUUAUCUUGUUUUUAGUUGGACGCCCGCCCUCGUACACAAAACAUUGUGUUUUGUGCGACAGGAAGAGAAGUAAUUUUUGCGGAUUGAAAAGCCAACGAAGUUUAGCAGCCACCGUCAGUCGAGCACAAAGCCACAAAAAUGAGAUUCGCUGUCGUGAUCCUGGUCGUACUUUCAGUUGCCUUGCUCACCUGGGCUCAGACUUCACCAGCCAACUGGUAUGAUAUCUUCAGUAAGAAUGAGAAGCUUUGCAGGAAGGAAAACAACAUUUCCGAUACAGAAAAAAUCGAGGAACUGACCAAAAACUCUAAGUCGAAGCAUAAGUGCUACGUUAAAUGCCAGUAUUUGAAAAACAUUGGAGAGCAAAUCACUAAUAAGGACAAUUUCAUCAACAAAGUCAUGAAGAUGUUUACGGAUAUGAAUGCCGCUGUUAUCAAAAAGAGAGGGCAGUCGAUGGUUGACCAACACCGCACCAUUGUCAAGCAGUGCUAUCCAAAGAAUGCCAAAAACGACUGUGAUACCUACUGCAAUUUUUCCUUAUGCACUAGCGAAGAGUACAGGGCAAUGUCUACGUCAUCUUCUACACCCUCCUAGCUCUAAGCUGACUCCAACAUAAUGUAUUGCUUCAAAUUUAAACGGUCUAAGGGAAGAGUGUUUUGAAAUAAAAGUGUGCCCCAAUAAUAA
Molecule: messenger RNA, 749 nt
Organism: Cloeon dipterum
Lineage: Eukaryota; Metazoa; Arthropoda; Insecta; Ephemeroptera; Baetidae
Exons: 6
Coding region: 207-659 (150 amino acids)
Molecular function (GO): odorant binding
Source: RefSeq, a predicted model, not a curated record